This is a messenger RNA of Poecilia latipinna (sailfin molly), 4820 nucleotides long. RefSeq names its product adenosine deaminase RNA specific B2 (inactive) (gene adarb2). The record is from RefSeq and is a predicted model, not a curated record. Gene Ontology annotation, cellular component: nucleolus; cytoplasm. Gene Ontology annotation, biological process: RNA processing; adenosine to inosine editing. The transcript has 10 exons. Gene Ontology annotation, molecular function: double-stranded RNA binding; adenosine deaminase activity; tRNA-specific adenosine deaminase activity. The coding region runs from base 40 to 2217 and encodes 725 amino acids. NCBI's taxonomy places the organism in Eukaryota, Metazoa, Chordata, Actinopteri, Cyprinodontiformes, Poeciliidae.
CUCUGCGUGUCUCUUGUCUCUCCUCCAGAGAAAGUCAGUAUGCUGUCGGCAUUGAUCGCUCCCUUCAAGUACAUAAGCCCUGGGACCAGCAGCACGGAGGACGAGGACAGUUUAAGCACGAGCAGCACCGAGGUGAAGGAAAACCGCAAUGUUGGGAACAUGGAGGAUCUCUCCAUCGGCUCCGGAGAAUGCCAGUCGCUUUUCUGCUCGGAGUUGUCGAGAGGGGCCAGCUCUGGCCUGAAGAGGAAACGGCCACUGGAGGAAGACAACAACGGGCGCCUGUGUCAGCUCCGUCUCAUCUAUAAGAAACUCUCCUGGUCUGAGGCUCCAAAGAACGCCUUAGUGCAGCUGAACGAGCUCCGGCCGGGGCUGCAGUACCGCAUGGUGUCCCAGACCGGCCCCGUCCACGCUCCCGUCUUCUCCAUUGCCGUGGAGGUUAACGGACUCACCUUUGAGGGUACCGGACCCACAAAGAAGAAAGCAAAGAUGAGGGCCGCCGAACUGGCUCUCAAGUCCUUCGUCCAGUUCCCCAACGCGCCCCAGGCCCACUUGGCCAUGGGAAACAUCUCUAACCCCUCGGCAGACUUUACGUCCGACCAGGCUGACUUCCCUGACACGCUCUUUAAGGAGUUUGAGGCGUCGCCGUGCUCCGACGGCCUCGCGCUCUGCGCCCCGACGAGCGAGAGCGACCUGCUGUCGAGCGAGCUGCUGAGGCACGGACGGCUGCUCCGCCACACGUUGGACCUCAUGGUGCAGGCCCAGCAGAGGCUCGGCGGGAUCGUCCCAGAGCCCGAGGCGCCGAAGAGCCCCGUUGCGUUGCUCAACGAGCUCCGGCCGGGCCUGCGCUACGCCUGUCUGUCGGAACGAGCCGAGGGGAGGCGGCCGCGGAGCUUCGUGAUGGCGGUGCGCGUGGACGGGAGGAUAUUCGAGGGCUGCGGUCGCAGCAAGAAGCUUGCCAAGACGCAAGCAGCCCAGUGUGCUCUUCAGGCCCUCUUCGACAUCAGGACGGCCCCCGAAGGGAGGACGGGCCUCAAAGCCAGCAGGAAGAGUUGUCCUCAUUUACCCCAGGACUUUGCCGAUUCAAUAUUCCACUUGGUGAGGGAGAAGUACCGGUCGCUGGUGGGCGGCUGCAGUCCGGCGCACGCUCGACACAAAUCCCUGGCAGGCAUCGUAAUGACCCGAGAUCUGGACCUGAGGCACGCCCAGGUGGUGGCGCUAUCCACGGGAACCAAAUGCAUCAACGGGGAGUACCUGAGCGACCAAGGGCAGGUCGUCAACGACUGUCACGCUGAAGUCACGGCGCGAAGGGCUCUGAUACGUUUUCUCUACUCUCAACUGGAACUUUUCUUGAGUAAAAGGCUGGAGGACUGGGAGGAGUCGAUAUUCGUCCGCCACAAAGAGCAGUGCUACAGGUUGAGAGACAACGUCCACUUCCACAUGUACAUCAGCACUUCGCCAUGUGGGGACGGGAGGCUAAACUCGCCUUAUGAAAUUACAAGCGAUCUACACAGCAGCAGACACCUUAUGAGGAAGCAUCGAAGCCACCUGCGGACCAAAAUCGAGUCUGGCGAAGGGACGGUUCCUUUGCGAUGCCGAGGGCCCGUCCAGACAUGGGACAGCAUUCUACAGGGGGAGCAGCUCAUCACCAUGUCCUGCACAGACAAGAUCACCAGGUGGAACGUCUUGGGCCUGCAGGGGGCGCUGCUGAGCCACUUUGUGGAGCCGGUGUACCUGCACAGCAUCACUGUGGGAAGCCUGCGCCACACGGGUCAUCUGGGCAGAGUUCUGACCCAGCGGCAGGAGCGCCUGGGCCCUCUGCCCGCCACAUACAGACGCAGCCAGCCUCUGCUAAGUGGGCUGAGCAACAUUGAGUUCCAGCAGCAGGGGAAGGCCACAUGCGUGAGCAUCAACUGGACCCUGGGCGACGCGCAGCCGGAGGUGGUCAACACGGCGACGGGACGUCGACGGGAUUCAGGGACGCCAUCACGCAUCUGCAAGCACGCCCUGUUCACCCGCUGGAAUCGACUGUAUCGAAAGCUGGGGGUCCAUGUCUCCAGUUUAACAACGGACCAUCAGCCCAUGUACGGCGAGGCCAAGAUGGCGGCGCGUCCUUACCAGAUCGCGAAGCAGCAGUGGUUCAAGUCUCUGCAGGAGACGGGCCUGGGUACCUGGGUGAAGAAGCCACCAGAGCAGGAGCAGUUCCUGCUGUCCAUCUGAGCAACAACGGGUGUGUGUGUGGGUGUGUGUAUGACCUUUAUUUUUUUAGGGUAAGAUGACGCCUCCCACAGCUUCACACCAGGAAGUGCACCCUCCAAACCCAAGAUUACGAACCCCUGUAUGUGACCGCGGUCUCAUUCUGUUUCGCGUCGCCCUUUCAUCCCGUCACUGAAGCCACCAGCAGAAGGUCAUGGAGGAAAACUACAGUUGAAAAGCUGGAGUUUUUUUUUUUUUUUUUUUUUCUCCUUUGAACACAAACACAAGUUUAAGCAAACACCCAUCUAAAUGCACCCCUCUACCUCCCCCUCCAUUCCUGUCCAUGGCUGUCAAGGAAAAAGGGGGUUGGGGUAACCUUGAGCAGAAUGAAAGGCAGCCGCUAUCUUGUCAUCAGCUAUUUCCGGGCCCUGAGGCUCCCGCUGAGGAGCGAAGCCACAGGGGAGAGAGAGAGAACGAGACAGGCUGAGAAAGGGGAAGGGAGGGGAAAAAAAAAAAAAGAGGGUCCACGUCCAAUUACCGGCCCUGUCAGGGUGACGGGUGAUGGAGACGGAGGGAGGGAGGAAAGAGAAGGACAGGGUGGUUCACCUUCUCCUCUUUUAUUACUACCUCCAUCCUCCUUCUCUUAAUUCACCCUUUUAGCUGUCCUGUGGCCUCUUCCUCCCUCUGGGGGGAGCUAAACAUGACACAGCGACAGGUUAAUGCACCCCUGGAGGAGGCCAGGUGUAUAAAUGAGAUCAUUACUUCCCGACUAAGAACGGAGGAGACGGACCGGAGAGUUUCUUCUUUGUAAUUUUUCACCUGCUGGUUUUUCCUUGGUCUUAACAAAAGCUCAGUAGCAACAUUCAUUUACUCAUUUACUCACUUUUUCUUCCCCUCAGUCUGAUAACAACUAUUAGUGAAUUUUUCCCCCCCCUUUGCUUUCAGCUCCCAUCAUCGUCAGAUCUGAGGUCUAACACCGAUAGGUCACCAUCCACCCCAUGUAAAUUAUCACCUUAAUGCAUUUCGUCUUUGCAUAUUUUGUCUGUGUAUCACUGUGAUGUCUUUCUAUUCAUUAUGAUCAUGACUGUACUGUUCUGUCAGCGUUCUCUAUAAAUAAUAGAGCUGAAGCACUCAGACCGCCGCAGCAGCAGGAGAGGCAGCGAGAUCCGAGCAGUGACAGUGACAUCUUGUGGUUUCUCUGAGUACUGCACCCUGUUUGGACCUGGUGGUUUCACUGGGACUGUGUGACAGUUGAGAUGACAGUGAUUUACACCAAAAACUACCUUAUGUCGGGAAAUGUUCACCGGUUUGACUCGCGUUUCAUUAUUAUUUUUACCUUCAUUCACUGAGAUUCAAGAGAGACUUAUUUUAAUAAACAGUAGUUAUUGUAGCAAUGAAAUUGGGAUUUAGUAAUAGGCCUAUAUAUUUUUAUAAAAUUCAUAGCAAGACUUGAAUCUAAUCUGUUUGGGCUGGACUGACCGGGUGUGGCGUGAUCAGAUUAAGUCACACUAACAGUAGAACCUGUAUGCUCUUCAAACUCGAACAAUACUUUAUUGAUCCCAAAGGGAAAUUAUAAUGUAUUGUGAUGAAGCUGCAAAAUUACAAAUAAUGCGUCUUACACAGUGGCAUAUCGCUACUUAUUUCAUUUUGAAUUUUUUUACAUUAUUAUGUAAUGUAAUAAUCACAAAUAAUUUUCAGGUGAUUUUCAGGGGUGUUACGUGAGACGCAGCAACACAAAAUUAUGAAAUCAAAAUAUUACAUGUUUUAACCUUUUUACAGAUAAAAAUGUGAAAAAGACGACAUGCAUUUGUUUACAUCCACUUCUUAUUCUAAAGCUCCUAAAUCAAAUCAAAUUCAAUAGUAUGGCCUUUAUGGAAGAACAGCAAGGAAAGAUAAUCAUCAUUAGCUUGUACUGCUAACAGUAAUUAGCAUGAACCAGAGCAGUUAGCAAUCACUCUGGUUUUGACUUGAACUGACACUUGGUUAAGUGAGUUGGUGUGCAGAGUCAUUCUGUCUCUGUAAUGCUUAAAAUAUUUGUUACAUUCAUAUUUGACUUUUUUUUUUUUUUAAAGAGUUGAACAUAAGACUGCACUUCCUCCCCAAUAAAAGCUAGAAGUUUGCAAACCUUCCUGUGAUUUAAAAGUAGCUGAAUUUGGCCAACUUUGAACUUGGAAAAAACAGAACCAACUGGAGAAAGAUUCAGCUAAGAGCAAAAAGAAGGGGACACAUAUCUCCAGCCACUACUUUAAUUCAGACACAAAAAACUCUACUGUGGAAUGGAUUUUAUGCAAGUACUGUCUGUCGGAUCAAUAUGAAAGUAUAGGUACAAAUCUUGUUUUUUGGGCAAAUGUGACAUUCAUUACUAUCACGCUCCCUAAUGUUAGCAAACACAGAGUUUCACAAAUUUAUUUUUGAGAUAAAACAUGUUUGUCUGAAAACUGUUUGAGUGUAUAUAUGUAAAAACAAAUGUACAAAUGAUGAUGAGAAAGGAAUCUAAAAAUGUCCAACUAUGUAAAUUGAGGUAUAAGAGGAAUUGCUGCUAAGGUCUGUAAAUUGCACUUCAGUAACAUAAAAAGUGAAUGUUUGUACUGUAUAUGUGAAUAAAACCACUAAAUCUUGUAAUUUUA